This is a messenger RNA of Elaeis guineensis (African oil palm), 2079 nucleotides long. Its product is annotated as transcriptional adapter ADA2. The record is from RefSeq and is a predicted model, not a curated record. NCBI's taxonomy places the organism in Eukaryota, Viridiplantae, Streptophyta, Magnoliopsida, Arecales, Arecaceae. Gene Ontology annotation, molecular function: transcription coactivator activity; zinc ion binding; chromatin binding. Gene Ontology annotation, biological process: regulation of transcription by RNA polymerase II; chromatin remodeling. Gene Ontology annotation, cellular component: nucleus.
CGGCCUUCCUUCACCUGAAACGCCGCCACCGUAGAUCUAUUCACAUGGUCGGAACCUCCGGAGACUCGCGGAAACGCAAACACGGAGGCGAUCUAGGGUUUGCGUUUGAACCCUCGCCCCAGCGGGGCCGUACACCCCCUUCGAUUCCGUCCCCAUUCCCGUUCCAAGAUUAGGGUUCGGACAAUCCGUCCGCUUCGAGCAGCGAUGGGGCGCUCCCGCGGAGUGCCCAACACCGGCGAUGACGAAGCCAACCAGAGAUCGAAGAGAAGACGAGUUGCUUCAAGUGGAGAAACUUUGGAAAACAUGGCCGCAGGUCCUGGAGCAAGUGAAGGGAAAAAGGCUUUGUAUCACUGUAAUUAUUGCAAUAAGGAUAUAUCAGGGAAGAUUCGUAUCAAAUGCACAAAAUGUCCUGAUUUUGAUCUUUGUGUGGAGUGCUUUUCUGUAGGUGCUGAAGUUACUCCGCACAAAAGCAACCAUCCCUAUAGAGUUAUGGACAACUUGUCCUUCCCCCUUAUUUGUCCAGAGUGGAAUGCAGAUGAAGAAAUACUACUUUUAGAGGGAAUUGAAAUGUAUGGACUGGGGAACUGGGCGGAAGUUGCUGAGCAUGUUGGUACAAAGAGUAAGGUGCAGUGUAUAGACCAUUAUACAACAGCAUACAUGAACUCGCCUUGCUAUCCUCUUCCGGAUAUGUCUCGUGUUAAUGGUAAGAACAGAAAGGAACUUCUUGCUAUGGCUAAAAUGCAAGGCGAGGGCAAGAAAGGAGUUUCAGUGCUUGGGGAUGUUACACCAAAAGAAGAGUCUCCAUUCUCACCUUCAAGGGUCAAGAUUGAAGAUGUAAGUGGAGAAGUUGCAGCUGGCAGAUCACCAAGUUUAGCUUCUGGUGCAAGUAAGAAGGCUUCAAACAUGGGACAACUCAAGGAUGGCUCUGAUGGAACUAAACUGGAAGAUCCUCAUGUGGAUAGAAGUGUUGGUGUAAAAAAACCUAAAUACACUGGAGAUGAAGGCCCAUCUAUGACUGUGUUAAGUGGCUUUAAUCCCAAGAGGCAGGAAUUUGAUCCUGAGUAUGACAAUGAUGCUGAGCAGGCUCUGGCUGAAAUGGAGUUCAAGGAAACUGACACUGAAACUGAUCGUGAACUGAAGCUGCGUGUAUUGCAUAUUUAUUUGUCAAGGCUUGAUGAGAGGAAAAGAAGAAAAGAGUUCAUAUUAGAAAGGAAUUUACUUUAUCCCAACCCAUUGGAGAAGGAACUCUCGAGUGAAGACAGAGAAAUAUAUAACCGUUACAAGGUUUUCAUGCGUUUUCUCUCUCCAGAAGAUCAUGAGGCCCUAGUUAAGAGUGUCAUUGAAGAGCGUAAAAUUCGGAGAAGAAUUCAAGAGCUUCAGGAAUGUCGUGCUGCUGGAUGUCGUAGUCUGGCAGAAGCAAAAGCAUACAUUGAGCAGAAGCGGAAAAGGGAAUUAGAGGCAAGUGCGCAAAAAUCAAAGGAAUCUAAGGAAGGUAACCAGGUUGUUGCAAGUAGUAAAGUAAUGCAAAAGACAGCACGGCCUAUGAACAGAGAAAAAGGUGAAUCUGAUGGCAGCCCACGAAACACCAUUGACAACCACAAAAUAAAAGGAGGUGCAGGGUUAGAUUCUGGUAGUAAGGAUUCGCUCUUUACUUCUGAUGAUUGGGAUAUUACAGGACUUCCUGGUUCAGAGUUACUGAGUGAACAUGAGCAACAAUUUUGCUGUCGGAAUAGAUUGCUGCCUAGUCACUAUCUUAAAAUGCAGGAGAAGUUGGUGGAGGAGAUAUUUAGGGGUACUGUUGUCAAAAAAUCUGAUGCCCAUGGGUUAUUCAAGGUCGACCCUGUCAAAGUGGACAGAGUUUAUGAUAUCGUGAUGAAGAAGUUGGGGCAGCAUGAUGAGUCUGCACCUGUUUAGUUUACUUUCAGUGUGCUUUAUUUUAAAGUCCAGCUUUUCCCCUCUCACAUUUGUUUGUGUUUUGACUCUUUUUGCAUAAGCUGUUAUUAAAAUAUAAUGUUAUAAACGUUUAUAUCCAUUGUAAGUUGACCUGCAUAUGCCUAAUUUAUAUUCUCAUUAUGAUAA